This is a messenger RNA of Sodiomyces alkalinus F11, 1718 nucleotides long. RefSeq lists its product as hypothetical. Gene Ontology annotation, biological process: protein import into peroxisome matrix. The transcript has a single exon. Bases 258 to 1529 code for a protein of 423 amino acids. Lineage: Eukaryota; Fungi; Ascomycota; Sordariomycetes; Glomerellales; Plectosphaerellaceae. The record is from RefSeq and is a predicted model, not a curated record. Gene Ontology annotation, molecular function: zinc ion binding. Gene Ontology annotation, cellular component: peroxisomal membrane.
AGGCCAUCUAUCGGCUUCACAGCUAAAACACCAGCUCCCGAACCCUUAACAGGGCCUCAACAGUGUACAAGUACGGAUACAGACGCCUCAAGUAUUGUUUCAACUCAGCAACAGCGGCAUCCAUAGCGACUGCCCUUGAACCAUACCCGUCAAAGUCAAGCAUCCAUCUACCCCGUGGCCCCAAGGCAUGCGCUUCAGGUAGCAUCACCACCAACAUAUACCCAGGCCACGGGCGGCCGCCCCCAGACGACGCCAACAUGGCCACUCCAUCCGCCCUCCCAUAUCCCUACGCUGCCGCCCCCGACAUCAUCCGCGCCCACCAGAAAGACGCCUACUUCAAGGGCUCCCUCGCCAACUCCCUCUCCGAUCUCCACCGUCGUCUCCUCGGCGUCCGCUCCGCCCACGCAUGGUCGCGCGAAUCCCGCACCUUCGCCGACGCCCUCUACCUCUGCCUCACCACCCUCGUGGGCAACCGAACCCUCGGCGAGGAAUACUGCGAUGUCGUCCAAGUCCACGCCCAGCCUAACAAUACCGACAAAAACAACAAACACAUCAUCACCACUUCCUCCUCCGACCCCCUCCCCGCCCUCAGCCGCCGCGCCGCCUACAUAGCCAGCAGCGUCGUCCUUCCCUACCUCUUCAGCCGCACCCUCCCAUCCCUCCGCAACCGGCUCCGCCGCCUCCUCGAAACCCGCCUCGCCCGGCUCGACGCUACCGCCACCGCUACCAACAGCCCCACAGACGCGUCCUCCGACCCGAAAGGGACCGCCAGCAAACCCACAAGACGGAUCGCAAUCUACCGCUACCUCCUCGCCCACCUCCCCUCCCUCACCUCCUCCGCGCCCUUACACGCCGUGACCCUAACGACCUUCUACUUCACGGGGACCUACUACGAGCUCGCCAAGCGCCUCCUCUCCCUCCGCUACGUCUUCACCCGCGCCGUCCCCUCCACCCCGGACCGCGCCGGCUACGAGCUCCUCGGCCUGCUCCUCCUCGUCCAGCUCUCCGUCCAAUCCUACCUGCACCUCCGCCACGCCCUCCUCCCGACUCUGGGCCUUCAACAACAUGACCCGUCGUCGUCGGAGGAGGAGGAAGCGUCCUCCCGCCGACGCGAAAGCCUCUCACCCAUCCGCGACGCAGACGUCACCCUCAACGCCGCCGCCUACGCGACCAACACCUCCGUCCUCCUCCCGGAUGAAAACCGCGCUGCUAUCCCCGCGUCGGGUCGCGGCGCGCGGGUCGAUCUUGCGCGCCUGACGAACACGCCCGUGCCACCGACAGAUGGUGCGGGUGGCGGGGGUGGUGCGCGGUACGACUUGCGCGACGAGAGCGUCAUGGCGUUCGUGGCCGGGGCGCAGCAGCGCAGGUGUACGCUUUGCUUGGAGGAGAUGCGAGACCCGGCUGCCACGGCGUGCGGGCAUGUGUUUUGUUGGGAUUGUAUUGGGGAUUGGGUAAGGGAGAAGCCGGAGUGUCCGUUGUGUAGGAGGGAGGCUACGGUGCAGCAUAUUUUGCCGUUGCGGGUGGGUUAGGAUGGCCUGGGUGUGGAAGAGGUCGGCGGGGGAUGUCUACUGUGUGUAUACAUACAUAUAUAUAUAUAUGAGAGAUCGGCGAGGCUCUGGUCGACAGUCGUCAUGAGAGACAGGUGGCAAUGGGAACAAUUCGAUCUAAUUCUAGACAAUACAAUACACUACACCAAACGAAGGAAAAUACAAAAAAAA